AUGUCAAAUUUAUUCUUGACGGUUAGGGUUAGUCCUUUAUUGCCAUUUCGUCUGCUAUUUGAGAAAAAUCAAAGACUUCAUAGAUUUGCCAAUGUUGAUCAUAUAGAAGAAGGCAAAAGCAUUCCAUAUAAUGAUAACUAG
Messenger RNA from Funneliformis caledonium, 141 nucleotides. Lineage: Eukaryota; Fungi; Glomeromycota; Glomeromycetes; Glomerales; Glomeraceae. The record is from the annotation of a GenBank genome assembly.